AACUUAUGAGGUCCCUACACAUAUAAGAUGCAUAGAUGAUUCUUCACAAUUUGUUCCAUUUCUUGCAGGUGAAACGUUACAUUGGAAAAUACAUAAUCAGUAAAGUAUUUUGCCGUGAUCCUUUUUGUUUGGAUUUUUUGAAUCGAGUAGGUCAGUCCUUUAUUCAUUUUGUAUGUUGUACAUAACCUCAUUCAGUUGGAAUUGUGGAUUUUCUUUAAUGAAUUUGUUUAUUUCCAUUUCAGUUUGUCAUCAUUCUUUUCAUAGUGCUGACAGUGUGGUUGGAGAAGAAUGUGUUCAAUAUGAGUUUUCGUUAUCCCUUAUUCCACUGUCUUAGUCACAAAUAGUCAAGUAUGAAAACUCGCUCAAUACAGUGUGGGUUCGUAUAUUUGCUGGACUAGAAAGUAAAUGUAUAUUUAUAGUUCUCAUGAGAACACAACAUUCCAUAAACUUUCGCGUUCUUUGCAUCUCCAAUGCUUAUUCGCGGAAAUCAAAUGUUGCCAUUUUUCUGUCUUCAAUAAAGACUAUUUUUUUGUAAUCGUAUCUUGAAGGACUAGGAACAUAAAAGAGAUAUUUUUGCA
Molecule: messenger RNA, 578 nt
Organism: Galdieria sulphuraria
Lineage: Eukaryota; Rhodophyta; Bangiophyceae; Galdieriales; Galdieriaceae
Product: dihydroorotase
Exons: 1
Source: RefSeq, a predicted model, not a curated record